Messenger RNA from Scophthalmus maximus (turbot), 10014 nucleotides. RefSeq names its product solute carrier family 8 member 1b (gene slc8a1b). The transcript is spliced from 11 exons. Gene Ontology annotation, cellular component: postsynapse; sarcolemma; axon. The record is from RefSeq and is a predicted model, not a curated record. NCBI's taxonomy places the organism in Eukaryota, Metazoa, Chordata, Actinopteri, Pleuronectiformes, Scophthalmidae. Gene Ontology annotation, molecular function: calcium:sodium antiporter activity. Bases 531 to 3374 code for a protein of 947 amino acids. Gene Ontology annotation, biological process: sodium ion transmembrane transport; cell communication; calcium ion import across plasma membrane.
GGGGAGCGUGAACGGGAGGAAUGAGGAAGGAGUCCCCUGUCCUGCGCGCCGCCUCGUCCCGACGCAUGCGGGUUUGCUGAUGAGGCGCCGCUGCGGUUCAGCCGAUCACACAGGUCGCUCGGGUCGCCGCUGCGUGGAAAAACACGAGGGGCAGACACCACCAGCAACAAACAAACAAACUGAGGACAAAACUGCCAGUGCAUGGGAAUCCGGACUCCUCACCCCUCCUCCUGCGCGCCUCGCUCCGCGGAUACGCCGUCUCCGACCGGCGUAUAAGAGCUUCCCUGCGUCUCCAUUACCAUUCUCCACUACUGGCGUCCCUCCACCACUCCUCCUCCUCCUCCUCCUCUUCCUCCUCUUCUCUGACUUCUUUGCACCGCUUCUAUCACAAGUGAAGCUCUGGUGCUGCUGCUUUUAUUCUAUUUUGUAAUUUAAAAAAAAUAAUUCUAUACCGGAUCUUGGACACUGGACAGAAAAGGUUGAAGAUUCUCAUUAGCCGUCGCCUCACAGCGCUGGUCCGGACGUCAACCAUGGGCCGCUGGGAUCGCUCCUCUCUCCUGUCCCCCACCCUGAGGCUAGCAGUCGUCGGCGUGAUCCUCCUCCUCGAGCUCCAUCCCUCGUUGGCCGGUGCCCUGCCUGAGCCCAACUUGGGCAGCUCAGUUUCCGCCGUGUCCACCAAUAAAACUGAAUGCUCCAAGCCGGAGGCGUGCGCAAGGGGGGUGCUCCUCCCCAUUUGGGAGCCCCAGAACCCGUCAUUCGGUGACAAGGUUGCCCGGGCGACGGUGUACUUUGUGGCUCUGGUCUACAUGUUCUUGGGCGUGUCGAUAAUUGCCGACCGUUUCAUGGCAUCGAUAGAAGUCAUCACGUCGCAGGAGAAGGAGAUCACCAUCAAGAAACCCAACGGGGAAACCACCACCACGACCGUUCGAAUCUGGAACGAGACCGUCUCCAAUCUCACCCUCAUGGCCCUGGGCUCCUCGGCGCCUGAGAUCCUGCUCUCCGUCAUAGAGGUCAUGGGUCACGGGUUCCAGGCGGGCACGCUGGGCCCCUCCACCAUCGUGGGCUCCGCGGCGUUCAACAUGUUCGUCAUCAUCGGGCUCUGUGUGUACGUUGUGCCGGACGGCGAGACGAGGAAGGUCAAGCACCUCCGCGUCUUCUUCGUCACGGCCACCUGGAGUAUCUUCGCCUACAUCUGGCUGUACCUGAUCCUCUCCGUGAUCUCGCCGGGCGUCGUGCAGGUGUGGGAGGGGCUGCUCACGUUCUUCUUCUUCCCCAUCUGCGUGCUCUUCGCCUGGGUGGCCGACCGCCGGCUGCUUUUCUACAAGUAUGUGUACAAGCGCUACCGCACAGGCAAGCAACGUGGAAUGAUCAUCGAGACCGAGGGCGAUCGACCACUUCCUUCCAAGGUGGACAUUGAGAUGGACGGGAAGAUGCUCAACUCCCACGGCGUCGACUUCCUGGACGGUCCGCUGGGUUUGGAUCUGGACGAGAAGGAUCUGGACGAGGAGGAGACCCGCAGGGACAUGGCCAAGAUCCUGAAGGAACUCAAGCAGAAACACCCGGACAAGGAGGUGGAACAACUCAUUGAGCUCGCCAACUACCAAGUGCUGAGCCAGCAGCAGAAGAGUCGCGCUUUCUACCGCUGCCAGGCCACUCGGCUGAUGACGGGCGCCGGCAACAUCCUGAAGAAGCACGCGGCCGAUCAGGCGCGGAAGGCCGUCAGCAUGCACGAGGUCCGCUCCGACGCCGGCGACAACGACCCCAUCUCCAAGAUCUUCUUCGACCCCGGCUCCUACCAGUGCCUGGAGAACUGCGGCACCGUGGCGGUGAACGUGGUGCGGCGCGGCGGCGACCUGGGCAAGACCAUUUCUGUGGACUACCGGACGGAGGACGGAACGGCCAACGCCGGCUCGGACUACGAGUUCACGGAGGGCAUGGUGGUGUUCAAGUCCGGCGAGGCGCUGAAAGAGAUCCGCGUGGGCAUCAUCGACGACGACAUCUUCGAGGAGGACGAGAACUUCCUGAUCCACCUGUCCAAUGUCAAGGUGUUGACAUCGGAGGGCGAGGAGCCCGAGGACGGCGAGGCGGCCAACCACGUGGACUCGGUGGCCUGCCUCGGCCUGCCGUCCACGGCCACCGUGACCAUCUUCGACGACGACCACGCCGGCAUCUUCACGUUCGAGGAGCCCGUGUGCCACGUGAGCGAGAGCGUCGGCUGCAUGGAGGUGAAGGUGCUGAGGACGUCGGGGGCCCGCGGCGUGGUCACGCUGCCCUACAAGACGGUGGAGGGAACGGCGCGCGGCAGCGGCGAGGACUUCGAGGACUCGCACGGCGUCCUGGAGUUCCAGAACGACGAGAUCUUGAAGACCCUAAGCGUUAGGAUCUUAGACCGGGAGGAGUACAAUAAGCAGUCCUCCUUCUACGUCCUGCUCGAAUCCCCCCAGUGGAGGCGCGGCGGGAAGGAACGGACAGAGGAGCAGCGGAAGGACGAGGUGGAGGAAGAGGAGGCGCUGACGGCGGGAAAGGACGAAGAGGAGCGCCGCAUCGCCGAGAUGGGACGUCCCAUGCUGGGAGACCACGUCAAGCUGGAGGUCAUCAUAGAGGAAUCGUAUGAGUUCAAGAACACAGUGGACAAGCUGAUCAAGAAGACCAACCUGGCCCUGCUGGUUGGAACCAACAGCUGGAGAGACCAGUUCAUAGAAGCCAUCACUGUGAGCGCAGGCGAGGACGACGACGACGAGGAGUGCGGCGAGGAGAAGCUGCCGUCGUGCUUCGACUACGUCAUGCACUUCCUCACCGUCUUCUGGAAGGUGCUGUUCGCCUUCGUGCCGCCCACCGACUACUGGAACGGCUGGGCCUGCUUCGUCGUCUCCAUCUGCAUGAUCGGCCUGCUCACCGCCGUCAUCGGGGACCUGGCCUCUCAUUUCGGCUGCACAGUGGGCCUGAAGGACUCGGUCACAGCAGUUGUGUUUGUUGCACUGGGAACCUCUGUACCAGAUACCUUUGCCAGUAAGGUCGCCGCCACCCAGGAUCAGUAUGCGGACGCAUCCAUUGGUAAUGUGACGGGCUCCAACGCCGUCAAUGUGUUCCUGGGCAUCGGGGUGGCGUGGUCCAUCGCUGCCAUCUACCACCAAAGCCAGGGGAGGGAGUUCAGGGUGGACCCCGGCCCGCUGGCCUUCUCCGUCACCCUCUUCACCAUCUUUGCCUUCGUCUGCGUCGGCGUGCUGAUGUACCGACGGAAGCCAGAGAUCGGCGGAGAGCUGGGCGGGCCUCGGACUCCAAAGGUCCUGACCACCAUGCUGUUCGUCAGCCUGUGGCUCCUCUACAUCCUCUUCUCCUCGCUGGAGGCCUACUGUCACAUCCAGGGCUUCUAAGAUGACAGGAGAUGACGGAGGGCCGGGUGGGACAGAAGGAGAGCGUGGAAGAAGAAAAACCGAGGGGGAGGUGGGUGAAGGGAUGGAUUUGGAAAUCAAGUCUCCUUGAUCUGUCACUCCCUCCCUUUACGCAAUAGACUGAAUGGUGGAUGAAUGGGUGGAUCUACAGAUGAAGGAAUGUGGAGGAUGCCGUUAAGGCAUCUUAAGACAGAAUGGAAAGAAGUACGGAUACGUUGAAGGACGGCAGCAAACAGGAGAAUUAUGGGAGCUAGACAAAUGGCUCAGAAGAUGGGAAAAUAGUUGAAAAGCGAAUAAACUAAGGAAUACAUGUCUUGUCUCAAUCUCUAAAUCCAAACCAAUCGAGCUGUCUUGAACCUGCCCUUGUUUUGAAAACGUCAAAUGAAUCUGCAAAGUCGCAAAAACACAGAAAUAAACACACAGCUGGUUCGGCCAUUUUGAAUUCUUACUAGAAAAUGAGCCAGAGGAAUUUAAAAACAGACUGACACACCAUCACCGCUCCGAGGAUGUGUGGCUCCAACAACGGCGUUCCCCAUUAAUCCCCCUUUCGUUGGAGCAGCGCUUUCUCCCGCAUCCAGCUACAGAAACAGGAACAAGGGAGACGGGGGGGGGGGGAAAGACAAUAUCAGUAUGUACGCGCAUGACCGGACGAUACUGAGAACACAAUCAGAAGAAAAAAAACGGAUGUGUUGCCACAACUGUUUAAUGACAACCAACUGUGAGAGUGCUGGCGUGUGACUGUGUGUGUGUGUGUGUGUGUGUGUGUGUCUGUGCUCGUGUGCUGUGGGAAGAUGGUCGAGUACUGUGAAGAAAAAAAGACAAAAAAACAACGCCUCUCAUUUUUUCGCUGCCUCUGCGUGAGGCACGCUUCGAUAUUCCGAAGUCCUUUUUGACUCUCGCCUGUAGAAACGCUAGGUAACGCUUCGCGGGAGGGCACAUUCGAGGAAGCGAAAAAGAGGUUUGGAAACAUCACUGAGGUUAGAAAAUGUAAAUACAGAGAGCUGAGCGUACAUCGCGGCUCCACCGUUCGCCAUCCGAAUGUCUCGGGCGGCGCCACGCGCUCCUGAAUGGGCCCUCCUUCUGUCGCUUGAUACUGUAGAUGUAAAUGAUUUAAGGUCUAAUUUUAAUCGGGAAGGGGGUUAGUGUGCUUUUACCUUUAAUAAGGCCAUGUCUGAGAAGACGCGAUGGCCACUCUACCGUUUCAAACUGUUAGAGAAGCUCUUAUCAUUGCAUAAAUAUCUAGGUUAAUAUUAUGUGUUAUUGUUUUUUGUUUUGUUUUGUUUUGUAACUGCGGAAUUCUGUUCACCGGUUCUCCGCCAGUGAGAUUGCCACCGGCGCGUGUCAAUCAAAGCAUUUGCAAUAGACGUGGAAAAUGUUAAGUACCGCCCUCAUUCUUUUUCUUGACUGCCUGUGUCAUCGUUUAUCUCGCUUCGAUGCCGUUUUUCCCAUUGGUUCACUUGACAGCUUCUGUCGUUACCCCAGUGUGUCUUAAGCACCUCCCGCUGGCUGGUCAGUGGACCAAUCAAAAUCCUCAAGGGCUUUGUAAGAAACAACCACUAAUCCCUAACCCUGACCUCUGAUUCACGACUCUUCGUAUGGAUUGGCCCUUCGCGGGCCAUUUAACAGGGAUUUGUAUUCCCCCGACCUUAUACAUCAAUCGCUUAGUUGUUAGGACCUUGCUUCCGUGUGGCUUUAAGAGAAAAGGACAAAAACAAACGUCAAACAAGACUACGUCCAAUAAGAGUUACACAGCUUCAGUUAGUGCAGACGUUGUCAAACCGAGUAUCCAGAGUUACCCAAACACAAGAUGAGCAGACAGAGCUUCGGUCCCCUCUGGUGGACGUUUUCCCAGUUCAUUACAAAAGUCUGCUUUUAGAUUGCAAUUUUGGCGUUAUUCCAAAUGAAACCAUCCACACUAAGUUUUUCACCAGGCUUCCACAUACUGGGCUUGGAAAACCAACUGCGAACUAUUUGCUUCAGCAGGAAGGUGUUAUUCAUUCGCUGUUGAUGGGGAAGUAGUUGUACUAACUAAUUCUUCAGUAGCCCUGCAGUAGCAUUGGGUACAUGAAAUCUACAGCCUCUGACUGUCUCUCUUUACCUUGGAUUAUCUAGCUCAGAGAGGGUUUCGUCUGAAUUCCCUAUACAUCGUCUGAAUUACCCGUGUAUCUCAGCCCUACUCUGGCUGAAUUUUGAGCGCCGAUGUUACGAAAGGUUUGCGCGUGAUGGCACAGAGGUCCGACUGGAUUUGAGUUUCCACCCCCCCCCCCAAAAAAAAUGCGCUGAUGGCUUGAAACUGGAGUUUUUGAAAAUAGUAAGUGUGCUGCUCUAUAGCAACCAAAUAAUGAUCUCAAGCAACAGCCAAGUAUCUUUCAAAACCUCUGUCCAGGCUAACUGUAGCUUGUAGACACGUAUCAAUAUCUGUUUACAAGCUUAACUAUAAAUACUAUAAAUGCUUAAGGAAAUGAACCACAUUAAACUGAUGAGACUGAUGGACAGACAUUAUUGCGAACUAACUGCAAGGAAUCUUUUUAUAGGAUUCAGUCACUGACAGGCGAGAAAUCCUUAAAACGAUAUUGUCUAAAUCUUGUGUAUUUUUGCAUAAAAAAAGCAUUUAAGUGUCCUGUGAUAAGCGUCGAGUAUAAGUCGUCAGGCCUGUUUCGACCGUCAGAGAGGUUUACAAUUCAGACUGUUAACUCUUUUACUCAAAACUACAAAGAUCACGACAUACAAAAAACCGUACUGUACACUUAGGCAUUCGAGAAAAAAAAGUCCAUCGUUUAAAUGGCACUACACUGUAUGCAUCCGAAUUGGCCAGAAUUUUCCUGCUGAUGUUGUUUUUGUUUUUUUUACUCGAUGUAUAGUAUUAUGAGUAGCGUUUUAAAUGUCAUCCGUGAAGUCAGAAGUCUGGGCUCGAUGUAAUCCAUUUAAAACUUUCAACCCCCUGUGGGAGAGCGGAGCUGAGCAGAGCCCUGGAUUGGACGAGUUUGGCAAAUCCUGAGUAUUCUUGAGGAUAAUCACAUAAAACUCUGACACACCAAAUGAUGCACUUGGAGUAGAGAACCACUCCGGCAAGAACCAUGAAGAUUUUAGCCGCUGAUGCCACGUAGAGGUCCAGCAACACGGCUCGUGUACUGAAAUCUGGCCAAACGAUUCAGAAUUCCAAUAAAUACUCUAUCGUCUGCAAACGUUGAGCAAUUCCGGGAAGACCUCGAGAAUAAUAUUACCCUUUGGCAGCCGAAAUGAAGAAUAAUCGAGGCGUCAGAUUCACUUGCAUUUGCCAAACACUGCACAAUGUACGGCUCUCCAUGAAGAGUCUGCCGUUCUCAUGUGAAGGCCUUGGAGUGGCAGUUUACCCCUGUUUUUGCCAAAGGGAACUCUUUCUAUCUGAAUCUUAAUAUUUGCAGUCCAACCUAUGAAGGGGUUUUAUAACUCGUGGGUCUUUCUUAAAAAACACCAAAUAUUAUUCACAUUUCAUCACCACUCUGAGAAAGAAAAAAAAAAAGGAGAAAAAGGACGCCUUGAUAUUGUUUUAGCGCUAACUAGAAUCUUUCUAUUUAAACAUUUGUAUGCGUUUGUCUCUUCACUGGCAUGGAGCUGAAGGUUUAUACACUGAAAAAAAGUUAUGCUUGCUCGUGCAAAAAAGAAAAAAAAUGAUUUCACAUAGUAGAAGCUCUUUGCAUCACUUUUUGAGUAACUCUAACAGGGUGUACUUUAUCUUUGAUACAACUAAAUCAUGUUGGAUUUACUUAAAAAAUGUCCGCCUGCCUAAUUUGCGGUAAUGUAGUCGUUUGCAUCAAGUUAGGUUGCUGCACAAAAGUUUUUUUCCAGAAGCUGAAGCAAUUUUCAUUUAUGAGAGCCAGCUCUUUUUUGCUACGCCGGCUUCGUUGCACCACCUUUUUCUCUACCUUGACCGAAAAAGCCGGUCCGGCGUGACGGCGACGUGCGAUGUGACGCCGGCGCCGGCCGGCCGCUCAAGGCGGCGCAGGGCGCGGACCAAGUUGGGAAGCUGAACGCGUUAGCUGUGACUGGCGAGUUUGCCACGAUCGCAGGCAGGUUGCGUCUCGUCUGCAAGCAACUGGGCCGGGAAAAGGAUCACAGAAUGCACUUAGAUUCAGCUUCCGGCCUUGGUAUCGGACAGGUCAAAGGUUACGACAGGCCAUAUCGCUGUACAUACGGCAUAAUAACACUAAGACCAACGAGCUGUAGAUUUGCGGUAGUUUUUGUUUCAAUAUUCUUCGGUGGUGGUGGUGUUUGGAAGAAGAGGGGAAAAAGUGGGCAGGGUUUCGAAUGAAGGUAAAGCAUUGCACUGGUUCUUUUUUCUGCGUUUGUGUGAAACGGCUGCUGUGUUGUUUCAUUUUCCAAAGUUGCUUCUGAUGUAAAACAACAGCAGAGAUUUUUUUUUUGUUAGUUUUUUUUUUUUCUGAUGUACACAAUAAUAAUAAUGAUGUAAGAAGAAGAAGAAAAAAUACACAGUGGUGUUGAAUCUGUUGUGCACCGUCGGCGACGUCGCCUCCGGUGCGAAGAUUGGCGGCGCGACUUUUUUUCUCUGCCGCGGCCUCGUUCGCUCCUCGCCAGACUGAGGAGCGUCGGCGAAAAAAACGGACGAGACAGACAAACGAACCUAAGAGGAAGGGGCGAACCCCGACCCCUCCGCCGGUACGAGCCGAGCGGUUCAAAAUGAACUGUUGGGAGAAAGAAAAGAAAAGGAAGAGAAAAAAAAAACACAUUACCAGAGCUAUUGUCUACCCUUAAAGUUACAGUACAACAAGUACAACGUCAAAGGAUAAUGAUAAAGAGGAGGAAGGAGGAGGAAGAAGAUACAAAUUUUAAGAAAAAACAAACAAACAUGAAGUUACAGCCAUACAUUGAUUUCUGGGCCAGUGAGACUGAAAUGGACUCCUCCGGCCCAGCAUGUGUAUUGUUAUGUGUCUUAUCUGUGUCUCUAAACCCCCUCGUUCUCCGUCUCGCCGCUGCCGCGGUAACCAAAGGCCGGGCAGCCAUCUUUCUUUGGUGUCCGUCUUUUCCCCCCUCCCGGUCUCCCUAUGCCACGUUGUUUUUUUUCUCUCUCCAUAUCUUGGAAUGUCAAUGUGCUACUUGUUGAUACUGUGCAUGAAUGAUAACAUGUCUGUAUAUAGUUAUAGAGAAUCGUAUCCCAUUCCCCCCCCCCCGCUUGGAGUUGACGAAGAAAAGAAAAACGUAAUGGUUUGAAUGUUGUACAGAUUCAGGAUAUUGUUUCUUGUUUUUGCUUUUCGUCUUUUAUUCUGGGUUUUUUUUCUUUCUCUCUCUCUCUCUCAAAUUAACGUAGAGCUUAACAACAAGAUGUUUUGUUUUUUAUUAUUAUUUAAACGAAGACGGCGACGUCUUCUGUUGGCGGAGUAACUUGCACAUGACAAUUUAAUUAAGGGGGUUGUUGUUGCUGUUUUUUGUUCAAAAAGGCAAUAUCUGCUGUUAUUGAAUGAGAGAUGAGGGCUUAACGGAGUUAUGUAUCUUAGAUGAAUAUGCUAUAUACGGGAGUUGCAUGGGUUAUUUGUACAAAAUAAAGACACUGCUUGCUACUUCUAGUACGUAAUGCUCUGACGGAGGGCGAGGAAUACUAUUAUGUACAUCUAAAGGUUAUUUUGUCAUUAAAGAUAUAAUAAUAAUAUUAAUAACAAUAUUAAUGAUGAUGUGUAUAUACUGUACAGUGUUAUAAGCGAGGUGGACUACAUGGCCAUCACGUGAAGCGCAGAGGACGAAUUCUACAUAUUUAUUUCAAGGAGAAAACACUCAAGAAUGACAUAUAUUGCCUUUUUUGGGGAAGUGGUUGUUCGCUUGUUUCCCUGUCUCCGCCUCGCCUCUUGUCUCCUCAUCUGUUUUUCUUUUCUGCCCUCCGUGUCUCUCUCCAUCUUUCAGUUGGGGGGGGGGGGGGCGUGUCAGACGGGCUUUUUGUUCAGUCAUUUCACAGUUCUUCCCCGUUCUGUCUGUCGACCAUGUGUCCGGCCGCUCAACCCCCCGACUCGACAGCGUCGUCACUCUUCUUCUUCUUUUAAAUCUGUCUUUUUGUAUAAUCCAUCCAUACGUAUAUAUAUACGAUACAUCUGCCCAUCUGUCUCUCUCUAUCUCUCUCUCUCUCAAAGGACCAUUCAUCUGUACUUCUGUCCCCAUGUGUCUGAUUCAGAACGCUCCUCAUUUUUCAAACUAAAUCCCUCUUCUUCUUUUCUUCCUUUUACUCCGGCACAUCUUAUUUUUUUCUCCACCUCCUCAUUUUAUAUUUUUUUUCUCCAUCCAUCCUCAUCCUCCUCUCACCGGGUGUAGUCCGGAAUAUCAUGUUCGUCAUUAUGAUUUUGUGUGCUUUCUUCUUUUUUUUUCCAAUGGAACAAUAACCACAAGUUAUAAUGUUGGUAAUAAUGAAGAUUUCUUUUUCCUUUUUUUGGGGGGGGGGGGGGUUUGUUUGUUUGCCACUGUUCUCUGUAUGUGCGUGAAUAUGUAAUUAUGAUUAUUUUUUAAUUGAUUUUUGGUUGAUCACCAACUGAUAGGAGGAAAGUAUGUAUGUGUGUUGCCACUAACUGUGACUGCUCUCCAUGGUACAUGGUACUUCUGAUAAAACCAAUAAAAUAAAGUUUGGGAUACCGUGUUUCAGAGA